AUGCCUGAGAGUACCGAAGCUACGAAGCUGGCUCAGCGCGCAUUGAAAGAACAUGGACCCUUGAAAGAGGUAGAGCCCAACAUUGUCGGCAUCGAUGGGCAUCGCUUUCGUAUCAACUAUGGAGUGCCGCAAGAGGUUACAGAUAGACUAAAUGCGCUCUGUGAUCAGGAUGAAGUCAAGUACGAGGAUAUCCCUGAUGAUUUGAAGGCAUAUGAGGUCAAGGAGGACUCGAAUAAUGGCAAGUAG
Messenger RNA from Fusarium musae, 246 nucleotides. RefSeq lists its product as uncharacterized. The transcript has a single exon. The record is from RefSeq and is a predicted model, not a curated record. Bases 1 to 246 code for a protein of 81 amino acids. Lineage: Eukaryota; Fungi; Ascomycota; Sordariomycetes; Hypocreales; Nectriaceae.